Molecule: messenger RNA, 2204 nt
Organism: Frankliniella occidentalis (western flower thrips)
Lineage: Eukaryota; Metazoa; Arthropoda; Insecta; Thysanoptera; Thripidae
Product: dynein axonemal assembly factor 4-like
Exons: 7
Coding region: 951-2171 (406 amino acids)
Biological process (GO): inner dynein arm assembly; outer dynein arm assembly; cilium movement
Molecular function (GO): protein binding
Source: RefSeq, a predicted model, not a curated record
CCCACCCCCCACCUCUCGGCCCACCCUAAGAUCCCAUGGCUCAGCAGAGUUCCGAAAUAACAGCGGACGGUGCAGCAAGGUCUUUGCGUAUGCCACGGCCAUGGUCAUGGCCCAUGCCUAUGCCCUCUCGCUCGGCGGGCGGCGGGCCCUCUCCGCACUACAAUGACAUAUAUUUCAAGGAUAGUACAAGGAGACGGCCGGCCAAUUAAACGGCCAAAAUGGAAUGCCUAAAAAAAUGUGGAGCCAAAACUUGCAUAAGUAGGGGUAGGAAGUCGACUCGAAACAGUAGUUGUUUUUAUUUUUCCUGUAAAAAGUUAGUUAAAAUUAUGCAUUGUGCUGAAGCGAACGAGCCAUGGAGACAACACUCACUCCAGCACGUCUCAGUAAAUCUCCUAUCGGAGAAACUGGAAUGAAUCCUGGACUAUAUUUAUUACCCUGCAUCAAUCUGCUAGUUCUCUCGUGCCACACCUUCUCUGUUUUCUUUAUCUCCCCGGUGGCUGUAAUCCCACUAGACUCAAUCAAAAUUCGAUUUUUUUUUAUAAACCUUUAUUGAGGGGGGGGGGGGGUCUAUGUCUUCCCUAUCGAGUGUUUUCUACCAUCCCAUCCUCACGUGGUGUACGAUAGGUUGCCUACCCCACGGGCGGCUAUCGGCUAACUCGGAGAGUCAAAAAAGAAAAGUUAGACUCUGAUGAAUUGUCUGGAGGUUGACUUGGGAUUUUUUUUUGAGGGGGGGGGGGCGUGUCUGACUAACACAUGUUUCGUGUCUCAACGGCGGAAGGGCGCGCCCGGGCGCGGAGUCAGCCGCAACGUUUAAUGUUGAUUUGAGCGGGCGCACUGUCAUGGCAACCAAAACCCGAGCAGUGUAAUGUUCGGAUCGGUGUCGUUUUGUUGAAGUUUGGCCGUUUGGCGGUUUGGCGAAAGCACCGGCACUUUUCCGCAAAAGCACUGCAAUGGCUGUCGUUGUGAAAGAUUUCACAUGGAGACAAACAGCGACACAUGUGGUAGUGACGGUUCCCUUGAGGGGAGUCCCUUCCAGCUCUGUUGACAUCCUAACUUACGACACUUACAUUAAGGCAAACUUUAAACCAUUUAUAUUUGAGGUAUUCCUAAGUCACUCAAUCAAUGAUUCAGCAAGUAAGUGUACAAUAACAGAUGGACUCUUAGAAUUCAAUCUUGAAAAAUCUGACUCGGGUGUCCAUUGGACGACUCUAAAUGGUGAUUUGAGUAAGGAAGAGAGGGCAAAAGCAAGAGCUGACGCACUGAUUAAACUACAAAAUCGAAGCCAAAAUGAGAGGGCUGCAAAACAGGAAAUGCUUCAAGCACUUCAUAGAAAAUCAGUGCAACAGCAAAUAGAACUGGAAACGUCCGAAAAAAAAGAAACUGAGGAAAUACGCAACACUGAGAGAAAAAAAGCCAUGUUAGAACUAGAAGAAUGGAAAACCCAUCAAGUUAAUCCAAAGGUUGCACCUUCAAAUUGUAGCACAGACAGCCAUUCAAUAAAUAUUUGGGAAAAAAGUAAUCAAAUUAGUUCUGAAGAUGGAAACCAGCAUGAGUUACAGUCAGAAAGUAAUAUACAUUUAACAGAAGAUGAUUUACGACCAGUUCCAAUUCCCCGAUCAUGUGGGACAAUAUCUGUCAAAUUCACCCCUAGAGCUUUUCCAACACCUCAAAGAGAAUCUCUUUUAGAGGAAGAACAACUGUGGCUUCAAAAGCAGGCUGCUGCACAGCGCUCAGUUGGUUUUGUGGCCAAGGAUCUGAGACCAGAAGAAUGUAAUCCUCAGUGGCUUAAAGAAAAGGGAGAUUCCUUUUUUAAAAUUGGGAAUUAUCUUGGGGCAAUAAGUGCAUAUAGUCAUGGUAUAAAAUUGAGUAAAGAGAUGUCUGCCCUGUAUGUAAAUCGUUCUGCAGCCCAUUACGCACUUGGAAAUUUGCAGAGAGUUAUUGAAGACUGUUCAAUGGCUUUGGACCUCAUGACACCAAAAGUCAGGCUAAAUGAGGAUUCAAGAGCAAAAUGUCAUGUUCGAAGAGGGGCAGCACUGUGUAAAUUAGGUAUGCUCAAAGCAGGACUAGCAGACCUUGAAGCUGCUUCGCUUAUUAAGCCAAAUGACGAAAAACUGCAAACUGAUAUUGAUGAUGUAAAAGCAAAACUUACAGUAUUAGAGAAAGGUGGAUGAUUAUACUCGAGUGUUUCUAGUAAGAAUGAGAAA